AUGAGUACAACAAAGGUCCUCAUCACUCCUACCCUUACCACCAAUAUCUUCAGAGCAGCCAGCCGGGGUUUCACUAUCUCGACUGCUACCGCAGCAGGUCUGCGGGCUGGCUAUACUGCCCUCGGAUCGUUGAAUCCUGCCUCGCAUCGAAACUUCUCGGUGUCCCACAAGUCCCAGUUGGAGUUCUUUCCCCCUCCCAAGAACCUUCCCAAUAUCAAAUUGACUCCUGCAUCAUGGCCCCAUCCCGAGGCCAGAGAGGAACAACUCAAGAGCAUCGAGAUUGCUCAUCGUGAAUGCCGCACCCUUUCAGACAAGACGGCGUACAAUAUGGUUAGGUUUCUGAGAUGGGCUACAGACCUAGUCACGGGCUACCGCCAUGAUCCCAACAAGCCGUACGUGAUGAACGAGAGGAAAUGGCUGAUCCGAUUCAUCUUCCUCGAGACUGUCGCCGGUGUCCCGGGCAUGGUUGCAGGCAUGUUGAGACAUUUCCGCAGUCUACGAAGAAUGAAGAGAGAUAACGGUUGGAUCGAGACACUUCUCGAAGAUGCCUACAACGAGCGGAUGCAUCUCCUCACCUUUCUCAAGAUGGCCGAGCCAGGCUGGUUCAUGAAGCUGAUGAUCCUGGGUGCUCAGGGUGUCUUUUCCAAUGGUUUCUUCUUGGCCUACGUCGUUUCUCCAAAGACAUGCCACCGGUUUGUCGGGUACCUGGAAGAGGAAGCCACAAAGACUUACACCUAUGCCAUUGAAGACUUGGAGAGUGGCAAGCUCCCGGCCUGGCAGAAUCUGGAAGCCCCAGAGAUUGCCGUCAAGUACUGGAAUAUGCCAGAGGGGCAUAGGUCCAUGAAAGAUCUUCUGCUCUACAUCAGGGCGGACGAAGCCAAACACCGGGAGAUUCAUCAUACCCUAGGCAACCUCAACCAGGCCGAAGACCCAAACCCAUUCGUUUCCGAGUACAAAGAUCCUGCCAAACCGCAUCCGGGCAAAGGAUUUGACCAUAUCAAGCCCAAGGGCUGGGAGAGAGAGGAGGUCAUCUGA
Messenger RNA from Capronia coronata CBS 617.96, 1035 nucleotides. RefSeq names its product alternative oxidase, mitochondrial. Gene Ontology annotation, cellular component: mitochondrion. Bases 1 to 1035 code for a protein of 344 amino acids. The record is from RefSeq and is a predicted model, not a curated record. The transcript has 3 exons. NCBI's taxonomy places the organism in Eukaryota, Fungi, Ascomycota, Eurotiomycetes, Chaetothyriales, Herpotrichiellaceae. Gene Ontology annotation, biological process: alternative respiration. Gene Ontology annotation, molecular function: alternative oxidase activity.